Messenger RNA from Alligator sinensis (Chinese alligator), 1636 nucleotides. RefSeq names its product MPV17 mitochondrial inner membrane protein like (gene MPV17L). The annotation marks the transcript as partial. The transcript has 4 exons. The record is from RefSeq and is a predicted model, not a curated record. NCBI's taxonomy places the organism in Eukaryota, Metazoa, Chordata, Crocodylia, Alligatoridae. Gene Ontology annotation, cellular component: cytoplasm; membrane.
CGCGCCGUGCUGGCCAAGGUGCUGUGCGACCAGCUGCUGGGCGCGCCCGUGGCCGUGCUGGCCUUCUACACGGGUAUGAGUAUACUUCAGGGGAAAGAGGACAUUUUCUCAGACUGUAAAAAGAAAUUCUGGAAUACUUAUAAGACUGGGCUGAUGUACUGGCCUUUCGUACAGCUGUCAAACUUCAUCUUGGUCCCUGUUUACCUGAGGACAGCUUACACUGGACUCUGUGGCUUUCUCUGGGCUACCUUCAUUUGCUUUUCACAACAGAGUGGGGAUGGCACGGCAAAAUCAGUUUUUCAGUUGUUCCAAAGAGAGAAGGUCAAAACAGAUGAUGAACCAUCAGAGAAAUGAAAAUGAUGUUUAAUGAAGUAUUCCUAUUAAGUGGUUAAACAGUACUUAUAAAAGCCAGUGAAUUAUCCUGCCAGCUGAUUGCUCUUGCAAAUGAAUAUUUCUCCCAGUGUUCAGUGGUGAAUGUAUGAGUGGAGCAAUUUGUUUUUGUGCCUGUUUAGUUUUGCACAAAAGAGGCCAGUUGCGUAUUUGUGUUUAAUUAUUUUAAUGCUGCCAGCCCAUCUCCUCUGGGACUAUAGCCUGUAACAGGGCUGUGCAAGCAUUUGCACAUCAUGUCUGCCAGCAUCACUGGGGAGAAAUAUUAACUGUAAUUUAAUUUUCAAGCAACUUAUAAUUGCUAGAAAAGCAAGAAUAGAACAUUAAAUCAUCAGUGUUUGUACAUGCCAAUUAUUAUCAGGGCAGGAUUCCUUUUGCAGAACAACAUUUACUGAAGUUUUCUCUGAAUUCCAAAAAAGUGGCAUUAAAUUUGUAUUAAUUCUGAGAUAACAGAAACUAUUUCAUAGGGGCCAUUUUCUUAUAAUUUUUUGAUUCUUGUCUUAGUCUUCAUGAGAAGCUAUACAAAUAAUAACCUUUCAGAAUUUACCAGCUAAGCUCAAAAUUUGUUUGCUCAACCUUUCCUAUAACAAUAAGGGGAAAAUUUAAGGUUACCUUGCUGUAAUUGGAUUUCUUUGAGAAGGAUUUUAUAUUAAGGACAUACAUCAGCAAUAUGUCGCUCAUAUGGCAGAACCUGACUAACUAAUAGAAAGCCCAUAUGCACUUCUUGCCCAUCAGCUACUCAUUUCUGAAUGCUGUGGAAAGGGUAUAAAGGGGGGAGUGCAGUCAUCUCGGUUCCUUCCUCUUGCUUCCUUAGGGUGAAGACUGAAUUACGAUUUUGAGGGAGAGGGGAAGGUGUGCAAGGAAUGGAGUGUGCAGAGCCUGUCUCAAAGAACUCCAUUUCUGACCAAGUAACCUUCGUAUCUCCUUCACAUGGCCUUUGUAUAUUCUCACUCAUAAGAGAUUGGUAUGUAGUGACUCUGGAAAGAGGGUAGGACAAGGUGAAAAAUGAUUAUCACAUUGAGCAUACCUCUGGAAGAAGGUAUGGUGAUUUCUGCUGUGUAAAUGGAAUGGGACUCAAAAUAGCAACUUUAUACAUUCCCAUGACUGGAAUAAAUAUGAGACUAGCUAACAAAGAUGCCUCUGCUCUAGUAGAAUAGGAUGUUUUGCUUUAUGGAAUGAGGAUGGCAGCUAAUUUUUAAGAUUAGGCAAGUUUAAAUAGUGAAAGCCCUCUUAGGGCACAUCCAGACGA